Messenger RNA from Homo sapiens (human), 2430 nucleotides. It is a transcript of the gene NPIPB15, whose product is annotated as nuclear pore complex interacting protein family member B15. The record is from RefSeq and is marked validated. The coding region runs from base 1064 to 2395 and encodes 443 amino acids. NCBI's taxonomy places the organism in Eukaryota, Metazoa, Chordata, Mammalia, Primates, Hominidae. Gene Ontology annotation, cellular component: extracellular region. The transcript has 8 exons.
GAGGCCUGAGUGAGUUUGGGCACACUCUGUGUGAUCGGGCAGAAGGCCUGUGGGAAGUUCAGCUGAGGACAGGGCCAGGAAAGGUGAUGGACAGUGGGGGUCUGUCCUGGUCACCAGACCCCUGGGUCCUGCCCACCUGCUUGGAGCUCCCCACCCAUCACACAUGAUGCUGCCAAGCCCUCUGGGUAUUGUGGGCAAAUACCUUAGGAGAGAAGCUGAUGAACUUUGUUUCUUGAAAUGCACAGAUUCCUUGGACGUCCCUGAGAGGUCAAUGAUGAAGGUCAACUUGGUUUUCUCCCCCUCAUUUGGGUUCAGAAUUUAAAGUCCACACACACAGGCAGUAAGAUGAUUAUAGAUAAGGACAUCAUCACUCGGUUUCAGAUGUUAAAAUGUCUAGGUGGGUUAGGGGUGAUUUGAGAUCACACAACCUUGUGCCACAAAGAGGAAUUCCCAGGCCAGGGGGAGACAUUUUAUUGCCAUGUUAUGAUCUCAUCAUUGAGUUGAAAGGCAAUCUUGUUUCAUUUUGGAUUCUUUCUUAUGUUUAUGUCUUAUAAGGGCACUUUGAAUUUCCAAGCAAAUAAUAAUUUUGAAUUAGCUUUUAAUCAUUGACUUCUAGCACAGUUAUAUGAUCAGAAACAUGCUGUGUGAUUUGAUUGCUCUCAAAUAUAUUGAGAUUUGCUGGAACAAAAUAAGUCAGGUUAAUUUUUGUAAAUGUACCAUGCAUGCUUAAAAUGAAUGUAUCUACAUUUGUUCCUGAGAUACAGGUUGAUGGACGGAUGGCUACAUGGAUGUGAUGGAGAUGGUUUACUAUCGGGACCUUCCGCAUCCUGCUGAUGUUUUGUUGCUUAGGAUAUGAAUGGCUGAGCGGAGGCUGUAAAACCUGGCACUCUGCUUGGGUAUGAAGUUCUUCCUGCCAUCCUGCCAUCAUUUGUUUUUUAUGUUUUGUCGCCAAAAGUGACCUUGAGGAACCCUGGGAGCUCAGGAAGGAAGGAGAGCCCAGAAGCAGGGACAGGGAGCUGGUUGGGGAGGACCAGAAAUCAGGGCGCCCUGAAAGGACCAGGACAUGCGGCUGCGCUUUUGGCUCCUCAUUUGGCUCCUGCUGGGAUUUAUCAGCCAUCAGCCCACCCCUGUCAUCAAUAGUCUGGCUGUCUAUCGUCAUCGUGAGACUGACUUUGGUGUAGGAGUUCGAGACCACCCUGGCCAACAUGGCAAAACCCCAUCUCCACAAAAAUUGGAUAAUUUGAUAAUUAUCAUUAUUGGGUUUCUGAGACGUGACACAUUUACCAUUCUCUUCUGCACAAGUUACCUUUGUGUGUCUUUCCUGAAGACUAUCUUCUGGUCUCGAAAUGGACAUGAUGGAUCCACGGAUGUACAGCAGAGAGCCUGGAGGUCCAACCGCAGUAGACAGAAAGGGCUGAGGUCCAUUUGUAUGCACACAAAGAAAAGAGUUUCUUCCUUUCGAGGAAAUAAAAUUGGCCUGAAAGACGUCAUUACUCUACGGAGGCAUGUGGAAACAAAAGUUAGAGCUAAAAUCCGUAAGAGGAAGGUGACAACGAAAAUCAACCGUCAUGACAAAAUCAAUGGAAAGAGGAAGACCGCCAGAAAACAGAAAAUGUUUCAACGUGCGCAAGAGUUGCGGCGGCGGGCAGAGGACUACCACAAAUGCAAAAUCCCCCCUUCUGCAAGAAAGCCUCUUUGCAACUGGGUCAGAAUGGCGGCAGCGGAGCAUCGUCAUUCUUCAGGAUUGCCCUGCUGGCCCUACCUCACAGCUGAAGCUUUAAAAAACAGGAUGGGCCGCCAGCCACCUCCUCCAACUCAACAACAUUCUAUAACUGAUAACUCCCUGAGCCUCAAGACACCUCCCGAAUGUCUCCUUCAUCCCCUUCCACCCUCAGUGGAUGAUAAUAUCAAGGAGUGUCCUCUUGCUCCUCUUCCACCCUCAGUGGAUGAUAAUCUGAAGGAGUAUCUCCUGGUCCCUCUUCCACCCUCUCCUCUUCCACCCUCAGUGGAUGAUAAUCUGAAGGACUGUCUCUUUGUCCCUCUUCCACCCUCUCCUCUUCCACCCUCAGUGGAUGAUAAUCUCAAGACUCCUCCCUUAGCUACUCAGGAGGCCGAGGCGGAAAAACCACCCAAACCCAAGAGGUGGAGGGUGGAUGAGGUGGAACAAUCACCGAAACCCAAGAGGCGGAGGGCGGAUGAGGUGGAACAAUCGCCCAAGCCCAAGAGGCAGAGGGAGGCCGAGGCACAACAAUUACCCAAACCCAAGAGGCGGAGGUUGAGUAAGCUGAGAACACGCCAUUGCACUCAAGCCUGGGCAAUAAGAAUAAAUCCGUGGGUCGAAAAAAAGAAAAAAAUCAAAAAACAAAACAAAACCCACGCUCCAAAAACAAACUAACGAAGAAUAAAUAAAUAAUAUAAAAAUAAAAUAAA